Molecule: messenger RNA, 3066 nt
Organism: Eriocheir sinensis (Chinese mitten crab)
Lineage: Eukaryota; Metazoa; Arthropoda; Malacostraca; Decapoda; Varunidae
Exons: 5
Coding region: 185-2569 (794 amino acids)
Molecular function (GO): metal ion binding; mRNA binding
Source: RefSeq, a predicted model, not a curated record
GACGUUGGACGAGGUGGACGUGCGAGGCAAGAGCAGGCAGGCGGCGCUGGCGGUCACUCUUCUUUCUGUUGCCUUGGGUGUGUUGUCUCGGGGAGGUAUGCUUCUCACCUCUGGCCCUCUACCUGCCUGUUGACGUCGGGGACUCGAGACAAACUGAUUCGGUCUCGGUGCCAGGUGUCCGAACAUGACCUUGGCGGAGGCGGCAGCAGCCUUAGACAGACUCCUGGCGGGCCAGAGUAAGGAGUUCCACGCCGCAUCCAUCAGCUCCUCCAAACGGACCCCUUACCUUCCUCCCACUUGCUGGAGUGCCUCGGCUUCAGUGCCCGUGAGCCCUCCGUCUCCGCCACAUCCGUCCAACAGCAGGGCGUCCUUCCUCGAGUAUACGCAGCCGCUCGAAGAAUUCUCUCCCUCAUCUAGGACCGAGGUUGAUAAGCACGGCACCCCCAAAGACGAGAGCCAGCAACACGCGCCGCCCAACCUUCCCCUUCACGACAGUUCACUCCCCCCUCCCCACCCAGAGCUGCCCCACCACAGCACUCCCUCACUACCAUUACCUACCCUAAGCUCUUAUAAUGCUUCCCACUCCGCCCCUCCCCCUCCCUUUACCCCUGCCUCCCACUCCUCCUUACUCACACUUGUUUCUCAUUCAGCCUCCCUUCCUGCCCCGCCCUCUGAUUCUGACCCUCCAACGUCCCUUUCCUCCUUUCCCCUUCCGGCUUCCCAUACAGAUAUCCCCGGUUCCUUGCCCUCUGCCCAUGCUUGCCACUCUGUCCCGACCUACUCUCCAGCCUCAUCAUGCCCACUCCCUGUCACCUAUUCCGUCACUCCUUCCUUCCACCCUACCCCCGUCUCCCUUCCUCCCCUUGCCUCCCACUACACACAUCCGAAGAGCUCUGUCCCUCCUUCCCUCUCCACCCUUGCUUACCACUCCAUUUCUUCCUCUUCCUCCCACUCCGCCCUCAAGUGUACCUCCCUACCUGCCCCUCCUAUUCUAGCACUAAAAGCCUCCCAGAUUACCCCACCCUCACCGUCCCUCCCCUGCUUCACAGCUUGUAGUACUCAAAUACAGCACGGGGUGCGCUGUUGCCGUGGGGAGGUCGGAUGGGGGCAGGUGACAUCAUUAGACACACCAGAUCCAACCAAAUUCAAGACUGAGCUGUGUCGGUCCUUCCAGGUGCACGGCUACUGCAGGUACGGCACCAGAUGUAACUACGCCCACGGACUGCACCAGUUGCGCGGCGCCACUCACCACGGCAAGUACAAGACACGCAACUGCAAGUCCUACCAUGAGACAGGUUGCUGCCGCUACGGGGCCCGCUGCUCCUUCAUCCACGACCCCGAGGAAGGUGUUCUCAAGUGCUCUAUCGCUAACAAGGAGGUUCUGGAGGCACUCCACUACUCCCCGGGCAACGAGGACGAGUACCGCACUGCCAAGAUCACGUGGAGGCUCGUUGGCGCCUCCUCCAGUCCACCGCCCGAGCUCCACUUCUUAACUUCCAAUAAAUGGUGCGGCCAGCACGGUGACGUGGGGUCAGACUGUGAACCACAAGAAUGCCAGCACAAAUCAGAUCUCAUUAGUUCCCUUCCCGCCGUUAGAAGCGUCUCAUCAGCGGCAUCUAAGGAGCAAGAAGGCCUGUACAAGACCUCAGCGUCGUUGUUGCGAAGCGGCAAAAAAAAUGUCUCAAAGACGGAAACGCCUACGUCGCCCCUGAAGAGGAAACACUCAGCAAGUGAGUUUGACUUCAUCUCCCCGCAGAGUCCUCUUCGGCCCCAGACACCAGUCAGCAAUGCCAGGUUUCCCCUGCAUUCAGAGGGAAGUUUGAGUGUCCCGGCACCACGUGGCGGCGGCAAGCGUGGAGGAGUCGGUGUCGGCUUGUAUAAUGCCAAGGAGCUGCUGGAUCUGGAGGUGGUGCAAAGUAUCCUUAAGGGAGGACGACGCUACUCAACGACGCAGUGGAGCCCAGCCGACGAUGAGAUGGACGCUGCGAGGUGUCACUUGAGCUUUUCUGGCGGUGAGUUGUUGAAGCCCAGAUACAGUGAGAUCACAAACUUUAGAUUUGAGGCCAACUAUGUCAGCAGGAGAGGAUCGUCCUGCAAGAGGGAAUACUUACCAAGGCAACACCAGCGUGAUGACACCUGGGUCAGCGAGGUGAAGCCACUAUUCGUGGAGCGGCCGGUUCUGUGCAGCACUCUGCAGAGCGAUUCUGACUCAGAGGCCAGCGGUGGCGGCGGCGACGGCGGAUGCAGUGGAUGGCAGCAGCUGUCUGGCCUAGUACAGGAACAGUCCCACACUGCAGAGACGUGGCCGGAGCGGGGCAGAGUCGGGCGGCAAUGUGGGUCCACCAGGCACUGUCAUGACCUAUCUAAGUAUAAGACGGAGCUGUGCCGCUCUUAUCAGUAUAGCAGCCACUGCGGCUACGGGGACGCGUGCCUCUACGCCCAUGGCACGCUGGAUCUGCGCUCGUGCCCGCGCCACCCGAUGUACCGCACCAAGCAGUGCUUUAGCUUCCACUACAAGGGUUACUGUCUGUACGGCAGCCGGUGCCAAUUUGCCCACGAUAUUGACUAGCUAACGCCCGCACCCCAGUGGGACUUCUCGCGGCACGCAUGACUCAUGAGAUAAGGGGCGACACCCCACCGGCCCUUCUCGCUUCCCCAGUAUGCCUGCGGGUGGGGAGGGGGGAGGUGUUAGCCAUGAAUCUGACUGAUUGGUUUAAUACGUAAAGUUUUAUUGAGGAGGAAGUAAAUUUCCUUUGUAACUCAAUUAAGUUUUCUCUUAGUUCAUUGCGAUUCAAAUGCUGUUUUUUUAUUAUUUUUAUUUUUUCUGUACGUUUAAAAUUAGAAAUUCCCUUAUUUAUAUAAUAUUUUAUGAAGAGUAUGUAUUUAUGAUGCCGGACGGCCUUGCGUCGUGGCCUGAAAGGUGCACACGUAUGUCUAUCUUUGUGUUAAUGAUCUAUGUGCGUUAUUUAAGAGGCUCACGGCGUGACACCAGUGUGCGGCCGCGUCCAGGCUGGGUGAACAAUGAAACACACUUGGUUUUGCAUUUAUUUUUAUGUUUGGGAAAAA